AUGUCACAGUCACCAUUAUCGUCUUCAACAAUUCCAUUGGAAAGCUUAUCCAAGCUAGAUGAUGCUACAAAGAAAGACAUGUCUAAUUUUAUUGAAAUUGAAAAUUCAAAACAAAAAAUGCAAAUGUCAAUUCACCAAUUUACCAAUACAUGUUUUAAGCAAUGUAUUACACAUGUUGGUAAUGAUGGAACUUUAUCAUCGCAAGAAGAUUUAUGCUUGAGAAAUUGUUUAAACAGGUUUCUAGAUACAAAUAUUCAAAUUGUAAAAGGUUUGCAGAAUAUGAAAUAA
Messenger RNA from Henningerozyma blattae CBS 6284, 288 nucleotides. RefSeq names its product protein transporter TIM8 (gene TIM8). Bases 1 to 288 code for a protein of 95 amino acids. Lineage: Eukaryota; Fungi; Ascomycota; Saccharomycetes; Saccharomycetales; Saccharomycetaceae. The transcript has a single exon. The record is from RefSeq and is a predicted model, not a curated record.